CCGACGCGGUUCAAACUCAGUUCAAUUUUUUUCAUAUAGUUUCGAGAUAGGAUGAACCGAGUUUAAACUCAGAUUAACGUUGAAGAAAACGGGCAUUAUUUUAUUAGACAGUAGGGUUAAUACCCCACGCUAUUACGUUAAAGAUUGUUAAUGUGUGAGAAAUGACAAUAGGAUUGUGACAACACGAACCGGUAGCUGCAAACAGUUUUUCAUUGUUUAAUCUUUGGCCAAAAACUAGAGUGUAAUCAAAAUGCCAGACAUCAAAGUGACACCUCUGGGUGCUGGACAAGAUGUUGGGAGAAGUUGUAUUCUUGUGUCUAUGGGUGGCAAAAAUAUAAUGCUCGAUUGUGGUAUGCAUAUGGGUUUCAAUGAUGAGAGAAGAUUUCCAGACUUUUCGUACAUAGUUGCGGAAGGUCCAGUGACAAAUCACAUAGAUUGCGUCAUUAUUUCACACUUUCAUUUGGAUCAUUGUGGUGCAUUACCUUAUUUUACAGAAAUGAUUGGCUAUACUGGUCCGAUCUACAUGACUCAUCCUACGAAAGCUAUAGCGCCAAUACUUUUAGAAGACAUGAGAAAGGUGGCCGUUGAGCGAAAGGGCGAGAGUAAUUUUUUCACCUCUCAAAUGAUCAAAGAUUGUAUGAAAAAAGUGGUAGCUGUAACUUUACAUCAAUCAGUAAUGGUAGAUUCAGAGCUUGAGAUAAAAGCUUAUUAUGCUGGUCAUGUGCUCGGGGCAGCAAUGUUCUGGGUCCGUGUUGGCUCUCAAUCUAUCGUUUAUACGGGUGAUUAUAACAUGACUCCUGAUCGACAUUUGGGAGCCGCGUGGAUUGACAAAUGCCGUCCAGACUUGCUCAUCUCGGAGUCGACUUAUGCUACGACGAUACGAGAUUCGAAACGAUGUCGUGAGCGUGAUUUCUUAAAAAAGGUACACGAAUGCAUCGAUCACGGUGGAAAGGUUUUGAUUCCGGUAUUCGCUCUUGGAAGGGCUCAAGAGUUGUGUAUAUUAUUGGAGACUUACUGGGAAAGAAUGAAUCUCAAAGCUCCUGUUUACUUCGCUCUGGGGUUAACAGAAAAAGCUAAUAAUUAUUAUAAGAUGUUUAUAACGUGGACGAAUCAGAAAAUAAAAAAGACGUUCGUGCAGCGCAACAUGUUCGAUUUCAAGCACAUAAAACCGUUUGACAAGGCUUACAUCGAUAAUCCAGGUUCGAUGGUGGUUUUCGCGACACCAGGAAUGCUGCACGCUGGAUUGUCACUGCAAAUAUUCAAAAAAUGGGCACCAAACGAAUCCAAUAUGGUUAUAAUGCCAGGAUUCUGUGUUCAGGGUACCGUCGGUCACAAAGUCCUUGGCGGUGCCAAAAGAAUCGAAUUUGAAAACCGGCAAAUCGUUGAAGUUAAAAUGGCCGUUGAAUACAUGUCUUUCUCGGCUCACGCAGACGCAAAAGGUAUCAUGCAGCUGAUACAGUACUGCGAGCCCAAAAACGUAAUGCUCGUCCACGGGGAAUUCGCUAAAAUGGAAUUUCUUAAAGAAAAAAUCAAACAAGAAUUUGGCAUCAACUGCUACAAUCCCGCGAAUGGCGAAACUUGCGUCAUUACAACUACCUCCAAAGUUCCAGUCGAUGCUUCCUUAGCGCUACUCAAAGCAGAAGCCAAAAGGUAUUCGGCUCUUCCACCUGAUCCGAAACGACGAAGACUUCUUCACAGUGUUCUGAUGCUCAAGGAAGAUUGGGCCUGUCUCGUAGACUCCGACGAGGUGGUCAAGGCAGCCGGCAUUUCGAAACACGUCGUGCGUUUCACAUCCACUGUUCAAGUGAGGGAUCCCGGACCGGCCCAAUCAACGACUCUCAAACUUUUACAACCUUUGAAAGAAAGACUGACCGGUUGGACGGUCCAAUUGACCGACGGCUCAAUCUCAGUCGAAUCGGUCCUCGUAAAGGUUGAAGGUGACGAAGACGACAAAAAAAGUGUCUACGUCUCAUGGACAAAUCAAGACGAGGAUUUGGGCAGUUAUAUUCUCGGUUUUCUACAAACUAUGCUAAGUUAAAUCGUACUUGAUGUUCACUCAGAUCGGAUAUACACCAAACUCAUACGUCCCUCUGUGAUAAUCAUUGUAAAUACACAACAGUUCUAUAAACUUAAUUGUCAAAUGAAUAUUUUCACGUUUACGUAAAUGUUCGAGAUCAUCUUUCACAAAUCGAAUGACCUUGAAAAUUGAAGUGGAAUUUAAACAUGUAUUUUUACAUACUUUUUCAUUGAAAUUGUAAGAAAAAAAUGCAAAAACCUCAGUUUCCAACUCUCGAAUAAAUGAAUUAUAUGAAAA
This is a messenger RNA of Venturia canescens, 2314 nucleotides long. It is a transcript of the gene IntS11, whose product is annotated as integrator complex subunit 11. The record is from RefSeq and is a predicted model, not a curated record. The transcript has 6 exons. Lineage: Eukaryota; Metazoa; Arthropoda; Insecta; Hymenoptera; Ichneumonidae. Gene Ontology annotation, molecular function: RNA endonuclease activity. Bases 251 to 2038 code for a protein of 595 amino acids. Gene Ontology annotation, biological process: snRNA processing. Gene Ontology annotation, cellular component: nucleus.